GCUGCAAGUGCUGGAGCUCAAACACUCCUGCGCCCCUCCCCUGUGUGGCAGUCACUUUCCCUGGACUCACAAGAAUGGCGAGCGACAUGAUCGUGUACUGGGGCUCGGGCAGCCCGCCGUGCUGGCGCAUCUUGCUGUGCCUGGAGGAGAAGGCGCUGCAGGGCUACCAGCAGAAGCUGCUCUCCAUGGAGAAGCAGGAGCACAAGAGUGCAGCUGUGAUCGAGAUCAACCCCAGAGGACAGUUGCCCGCCUUCCGCCACGGGGAACACGUGAUCAACGAGUCUCUGGGGGCAGUGCUCUACCUGGAGAACCAAUUCAAGGCACAGGGGACGAAGCUGAUGCCAGAGGCGGCAGCAGAGCAGGCCGUGGUGCUGCAGCGCAUGUUCGAGGUCCCAACCCUCCACCAGAAGAGCGUGAUUGUGAUCAUGUACACAUGGAUAGUACCAGAGGCAGAGCGGCACGAGUCUGCUGUAACACGAAACAAGCAGGCUCUGGGUGAGGAGCUAAAGCUUUGGGAAGGAUACCUUGCGAAGUUGGGCUCCGGAUCCUACAUCGCUGGGAAGAACUUCACCUUGGCUGAUGUCGUCUUCUUCCCUAACCUGGCAUUCUGCUUCAGAUUUGGGUUGUCUGUUGACAAGUACCCUCACCUGAGUGCCUACUACAGCCUGGUGAAGGAGCGUCCCAGCGUGCAGGCCUCCUGGCCACCCCACUGGAAGGAGAGUGACGGGGCACAGGAAGUGCUCAAGGACAUCUAGAUGUGAUCUGUGUCACUCGCUUAAGCCAGCACUAAUAUGGUCAAUACUUUUUCCCCAAAUGUUAUUUUGACCUGUCUACAUGACACAUGUAAACCAAUAAACUCUUUUCUGAAUG
Lethenteron reissneri (Far Eastern brook lamprey) is the source of this 870-nucleotide messenger RNA. It is a transcript of the gene GDAP1, whose product is annotated as ganglioside induced differentiation associated protein 1. The record is from RefSeq and is a predicted model, not a curated record. Gene Ontology annotation, molecular function: glutathione transferase activity; maleylacetoacetate isomerase activity. Gene Ontology annotation, biological process: glutathione metabolic process; L-phenylalanine catabolic process. Gene Ontology annotation, cellular component: mitochondrion. Lineage: Eukaryota; Metazoa; Chordata; Hyperoartia; Petromyzontiformes; Petromyzontidae.